This is a messenger RNA of Erythranthe guttata (spotted monkey flower), 2578 nucleotides long. RefSeq names its product sieve element occlusion amino-terminus protein (gene SEOR1). The record is from RefSeq and is a predicted model, not a curated record. Gene Ontology annotation, biological process: phloem development. Lineage: Eukaryota; Viridiplantae; Streptophyta; Magnoliopsida; Lamiales; Phrymaceae.
AUAUAUAUUCCUUAUCCAAUUGAAAAUGGCUUUAAAUUUACACCACCUUCAAGCAAGGAACUUGAUCCAACAUGCCUUUAUUCCCUUCCUGCUCACUAUAUAUGUUACUUGCAUCCUCUACACCAAAAAAAACAUCAUAGAAAUCCUAAAAAAAAAAAUUAAUAAAUAAAAAUAAUGGCAAGUGGUGUUAGUAUGCCUGCAGCUCGAAAACAACAGUCGAUGAUCGGCGGCAACGAUCGUAGACCAAUGUUGUCCGAUGACAAUGCACUGAGGAAGCAAAUCCAGGCAACUCAUGAUUACGAUGGUCGUUUGUUCGACUUAGAAUCUAUCCUUAUCAUCGUUAAUGAUAUCCUUAAUCUUGUUUCUCCCGGCAUUGAUGGUAUUCUCAAUGGCUCGGGAAAACACGCCGUAAUACGAGAGGAAACUGCAGCCCUGACGGGUUUCGACGGCAUCCAUGACACGUUGGCAUUUCUGUUGAACAAGGUUUCAUGCGAGUUAUCAUGCAAGUGUUCGGGUGGAGGAGGGGGAGACGGCCAUGCAUCGUCAAUUGAAAUACUCAACUCCCUCUCAAGCUACACUUGGGAAGCCAAAGCCGCAAUAGCACUAGCAUCGUUUUCCGUAAACUACGCCCAAUUUUGGCUCGUCGCAAAUCGUUUCACCACCGAUCCACUUGCCAAAUCGGUGGCCCUACUCAAGCAAUUACCGGACAUCAUUAACCUCUCCGACCACGUAAUAAAAUCAAGAUUCGACACGAUUAACAACCUCGUUAAGGAUUUGUUGGAGUUAACUACGUGCAUUGCUAAGUUCAGUCGAUUGAUGCCGUCUAAAUACAUAUCGGAAGACGUUGAACCGAUGGCGGUUGCAAUCGCGCAUUUUCCGGUUGCGGUUUAUUGGAUUGUGAGAAUCUUGGUUGCCUGUGCUUCUCAGGUUACAGAAAUUAUCGGCCUUAAUCGUCAGGUAUUUUCGUCAACGGCAGAAACAUGGGAGCUGUCGAGUUUAGGACACAAGGUGUCGAAAAUACACGAUCACCUCAAGACACAACUCGGUCUUUGCUACCAAUACAUAGACGAGAAGAAAAACACCGACUACUUCCAAACGCUCGUCCGUCUGUUCGAAACGACUCCCCAUUUCGAUAACCAGAGAAUACUCGGCCAAUUGAUAUACUUAAAGGAUGAUCUACAACCGCUUGUUAUCGGCGCCAACAAGAAUAUAAAAGUUGGUGUUGAAGCUCUAAAAGGAAAGACGGUCUUGUUGCUCGUAUCGGAUCUCGAUAUUUCGCAAGACGAGCUUCGCAUACUUAGCCAUAUCUAUCAAGAAUCGAAAACAAGGCCGGAUUUUCACUACGAGAUCGUGUGGGUCCCGGUGGUGGAAAGGACGAUCAAACGGAACGAAGAGCACGAGCUUAAGUUCGAGCAGCUGCAGGGGAAAAUGCCUUGGUACACACUGCACCACCACAGCUUACUAGAACCGGCUGUUGUUAGGUACAUCAAGGAAUUUUGGCAAUUUACGAAAAAGCCGAUUCUCGUGUCGUUGGAUCCACAGGGUAAAGUGGCUAGCCCAAAUGCACUUCACAUGGUGUGGAUUUGGGGCAAUUUAGCAUAUCCUUUUGCUACGAGAAAUGAAUCGAUUUUGUGGGAGGGUGAGAAAUGGAGACUUAAGCUUGUUGUCGAUGGUAUCGAUAAAUCGAUAUUGACUUGGAUUAAUGAAGGCAAGGUCAUAUGUUUGUACGGAGGAGACAAAAUCGAAUGGAUCCGUGAUUUCAUACGAACGGCUAGAAAUGCCGCAAGCUCCGCAGGAAUCGGACUAGAGAUGGUGUACAUAGGCAAAAACGCCACCAAAGAACGAAUGAAGAGGCUCAACGAAACGGUGACAUCGAACGGCCUUAGCCAUUGUUGGACGGACCCCACUUCGAUUUGGUACUUUUGGACGAGAAUCGAGAGCAUGAUGCACUCAAAGUACUCUCACAAUAAAGGCGCCAAAAUCGAUGAUGAUGGUGAUGUUGACCACAUUCGCCGCGAGGUGCUCACUAUGCUCACAUUUGGCGGUGACGGUGAUCGAGGGUGGGCCAUGUUUAGCCAAGGGUCGGGAGCGGGGCCCGGCGAGGUGGCGAGGGCUAAAGGCGACGCGAUGUUGAGUGGUUUGAAAGAUUUCGAGACGUGGGCUCCGGAGGCUACACGGAUCGGCUUUGUGGCGGCACUUAACGACUAUUUGGCGGGAAAUAUGAGCGGCGAGCACUGCAACCGGCUUGUGCUUUCGGGGGUUGACGAUGUUCCGGAAACGGUGGUGUGUGCCGAGUGUCGUAAGCCGAUGGAGAAGUACUUUAUGUACCGUUGUUGUGAUGACUGAAGUUUGAAUCUAGUUAUAUCUAAUUAAGAAUAUGGUUGUAUUAAGUUCUUGAUUUGGUGAAGAAUAAGUUAUGUAGAUUUUUAUGUGUUAAAGACUUUUGGUUUGUAUUUAUGUACUUUAUUGGGUUUCUAUUGUGUGAUCUAGGGUACUAAAUAGUUACUGUGUGCUGUUUUUUUUGUGAGAUUGUGGUAUUCGUUUUCUUUUUACUUCUUUAUUUAUUUUGGUUGUAAAA